AAUGUGUAAAUCAUAAUUUCCGGUUGGAAAUAUUUUUCUGAUGCAAAGUUUAUUUCAAAUUUCUCGACACUGUCGACGUGUAGAUACAGUCGGUAAGCACCUUGUGAUGGCUGCCAACAAUGUGGUAACCAAUUCUAAAACAGAACCAACUGUUGGCAUGAUAAUAAUUGGAGAUGAGAUACUUAAGGGCCAAGUGAAAGACAGUAACUCCCAUUACCUUUGCAAGAGACUUUACAGACUUGGAGUAAGAGUGAAGAAGAUAUCUGUUGUAACUGAUGACCUAGAUGAAAUAGCCAAUGAGGUGAAAGAAUUUUCUGCCAAGUACACCCACGUCAUCACAUCUGGGGGUAUAGGACCUACACAUGAUGACCUCACAUUUGAAGGAGUUGCGAGAGCGUUUGAAGAGCCAACCUAUCACCAUCCAGAGCUUGUGAAAUUAUGUGGUAAAUUCUUCGGAACAACAGAUGUGACAUCACCCAAGUUAAAACUAGCAUUGGUGCCUAAAUCAGCCAAGACGAACUAUGGAAUAAACAAACAAACUGGAGAGCAGCUUAUUUACCCGCUUGUCUCAGUACGGAAUGUCUAUGUGUUCCCAGGCGUCCCACCUCUUUUAGAACGAGCAUUCGAUAGUCUUGAUGAGCUGUUUCUAAACCCUGGGACAAUAUUUCACACAAAAGUUGUAUACAUCGCCAAGGAUGAGGUGUCCAUUACACCAAUUCUGAACCAAGUCAACGAUAGAUUCAAGAAGGACGUCAUAUUAGGCUCGUAUCCUGACUUCUACAACAGCUAUUACAAAGUGAAACUGACUUUAGAGUCUCAGAAUAUGGAGAAACUAUCUGAAGCUAGGCAGUAUAUAGAAGACCAUAUUGGAAAAGAGCAGUUGGUUGAUUACGAUCCCCAUCCAUUAGAGGAUGCCUCUGAAAGGAUAUACAGAACAAUAGAAGGCUCUGGAACUGAUCCAUUAGACAUAAAGAUCAAAUCGGCAAUAAGAACUAUAGAAGAAUGCAUUGAAAAAUACAAGCUCUCUGAGGUCUGUGUAGGCUUCAAUGGAGGCAAGGACUGUACUGUGUUGCUACACCUUUGCUAUGCUGUUAUAAAGAAAAAAUAUCCUGAAUUUAACGACAAAAUACAAUCACUGUAUAUACGUAGAGGGCUACCAUUCCCUGAACUAGAACAAUUUAUAGAAAAAGGAGUAAAAACUUAUAAUUUGGACUCAAUAAGCUUACUUGGUAGAAUAAGAGACUCACUUGGUGAGCUGAAAACAUCCCACCCUCACAUAAAAGCUGUCCUUAUGGGUACCCGGGCAACUGACCCUUAUUCAGAGCAUUUAAAAAGCUUCAGUAUGACUGAUGCUGAUUGGCCACAGUUCAUGCGUGUUAGUCCUAUAUUAGACUGGUCAUAUAGCGAUGUUUGGACAUUCCUACGCAGAUUUAGUCUUCCGUACUGUAUACUUUAUGAUAGAGGAUAUACAUCUCUGGGGAGUAUGGAGAAUACACAUCCCAACCCUAAGCUGGCCUGGAGAGAUGAGAAGGGGAUAACACACUAUAAACCAGCAUAUCUACUAGAGGACUGGCACACUGAACGUGACGGCAGGAAUUAAUAAUGGACAUACGUGCAAUUAUUAGUAUUUAUUCUUAUCGAUAUAGAUGUAAAAGACAGUUGUACAUUCGACAUAGUAAAUCCAUGCAUUUUUAUCUCAUAGUAAAUAAACUAUGAACAUUUAUAAUGAUAGGAAUAUGGUAAUUUCAAUAUUGGUCGGAUUUUCCUAGACCAUAGUACCAUCUACUGUGAUCAAAAACUACAAUUGACUGUUCACUUCAUAUACCAUACAGGAUGAUGUAAUAGAGAGAAUCUUCAGACUUCUUUAUCUGUAAUAAGAAAUAUUCUUUUGAGGGAUCUCUAUGGGUCUAUUUCAAUGAAGGAAUCCGAUUUUAAUCUAACUUGAAACCAUGCAUUUACCUUCAAUACUCCAGUACAGAUGUUUCAUGCACUGAAUAGAUUCACUAAAGCUUGACUAUAGUAGGUUGGAAAGUUACAGAUUUUAAAGUUGGAAUGAUGAGGGUAAACAACUUGUUCUAGUAAAAUUCUAAUUUGAUAUUUGCUCAAAUAAAGUAUAUUGUUUCAAAUACGUAUACAAGUUGUAAACAAACAAAGACAUCUUAAAUAUAAAAUGUUUAUAUUUUAUAUGUAAUAUAUAUA
Molecule: messenger RNA, 2199 nt
Organism: Owenia fusiformis
Lineage: Eukaryota; Metazoa; Annelida; Polychaeta; Sabellida; Oweniidae
Source: the annotation of a GenBank genome assembly